Choloepus didactylus (southern two-toed sloth) is the source of this 952-nucleotide messenger RNA. Its product is annotated as protein FAM204A-like. NCBI's taxonomy places the organism in Eukaryota, Metazoa, Chordata, Mammalia, Pilosa, Megalonychidae. The record is from RefSeq and is a predicted model, not a curated record. The transcript has a single exon. Bases 206 to 907 code for a protein of 233 amino acids.
CGGUGCCUAACCGAUGAAGAAGCUGAGGGUCAGAUACACUAAAUGAUUUCCUCAUGUCACUAGUGGGUGGUGGAGUCAAGAUUCCAGUUGGAGCCAUUAGAUGCCAGAGCCCUUCCUCUUAAUAAACUGAGAGAAUAUUUUGGUGAAGAUGUUUCAUAGACUCAACAACUGUUGAGGCUGAACCAAAUCUGCAAAAAAAGAAAAGAUGUGGAGUGGGCUGCUACCUCCUGGCCUAAAUGAAAGUGAUGUUGAGUCAAACUCUGAAGAUGAAGCCAUAGUAGAGAACUCUGGAUUUAACUUACAGGAAGAUAAAGAAGAUCAGGCCACUAGAAAAUUAGAAAUCUCAGAGUUCCCUACAAAUGGACAAAAAACUGAAACAGAGGCAAAUGUAAAUGCAUAUGAAGAGUGUCCAUCUGGAAUUUCAUUAAAUAUGUGGAAUAAAUUUCAAGAAUUGCAUAAAAAACAUUCAGAACAGAAAAACUCAGCCUCAAGAUUCAGGAGGAAAAAAAGAAAACGCUCCAGGAAAGAUAAAUUGAACAAUGGAGAGGCAUCUCAUAGUGAACACUCACCAAAUGAAAUCCAGUGGAAGGAACUCACUCAGUAUUUUGGAGUCAAUGAAAGGUUUGACCCCCCUGUAAAAAAGAAAAAAAUUGAGAAGUCAGGUCUUGAAAAGAGCAUAGACCAGGCUGUGGAAGAGUGGAAUAUUGAGAAAGCUGAGGAACUCAGCAACCAGCUAGCUACUCGAGAGCUUGGUGUAAAAAUUGCCAAAGCUGUUGCCUGCCAUAAUUUUGUAAAAGCCAAGAAGGCUGCUGAAAAUUCACAGGUUGUUCGGAAAAAGAAGAAACUUGCAUGGGGGUUUGAAGCAAAGAAGAGAUGGGAAACCAAAAGCAACAUGGGAUAUAUGUAACUUGCCAGGGCUCUUCAAGACAUUUUCUAGACCUAAGUGCUAAAU